AGAGCAAAAAGAUAUUUUUUUUUUCCUUCCCCACAUUGACAGAAUUUCACCUUUCCAAAACUGGGACAUAUACAAGAGAUUUUUUCCCCUAGCCUUUUGUUGGCAGAUCACUGGGAGCUUAUCUGUGUUAUUUGAUGAAAUAACAAAUGAUCUUUGUUUUCCCCCUUUCUUCUUCAGCUGACCUGAAUAAUGUCAGGUUCUCGGCUUAUAGGACUGCCAUGAAACUCCGAAGACUGCAGAAGGCCCUUUGCUUGGAUCUUUUGAGCCUGUCAGCCGCAUGUGAUGCCUUGGACCAGCACAACCUCAAGCAAAACGACCAGCCCAUGGACAUCCUGCAGAUCAUUAACUGUUUGACCACUAUUUAUGACCGCCUGGAGCAAGAGCACAACAAUCUGGUCAACGUCCCUCUCUGCGUGGAUAUGUGUCUCAAUUGGCUGUUGAAUGUUUAUGAUACGGGACGAACAGGGAGGAUCCGGGUCCUGUCUUUUAAAACUGGCAUCAUUUCUCUGUGUAAAGCGCAUUUGGAAGACAAGUACAGAUACCUUUUCAAGCAAGUGGCCAGUUCAACAGGAUUUUGUGACCAGCGUAGACUGGGCCUCCUUCUACAUGACUCUAUUCAAAUCCCAAGACAGUUGGGUGAAGUUGCAUCCUUUGGGGGCAGUAACAUUGAGCCAAGCGUCAGGAGCUGCUUCCAAUUUGCUAAUAAUAAGCCUGAGAUCGAAGCGGCACUCUUCCUCGAUUGGAUGAGACUAGAACCCCAGUCCAUGGUGUGGCUGCCCGUCCUGCACAGAGUGGCUGCCGCAGAGACUGCCAAGCAUCAGGCCAAGUGUAACAUCUGCAAGGAGUGUCCGAUCAUCGGCUUCAGGUACAGGAGUCUAAAGCACUUUAAUUAUGACAUCUGCCAAAGCUGCUUUUUCUCUGGCCGUGUUGCAAAAGGCCAUAAAAUGCACUAUCCCAUGGUGGAAUAUUGCACUCCGACUACAUCGGGAGAAGAUGUUCGAGACUUUGCCAAGGUACUAAAAAACAAAUUUCGCACCAAAAGGUAUUUUGCGAAGCAUCCCCGAAUGGGCUACCUGCCAGUGCAGACGGUCUUAGAGGGGGACAACAUGGAAACUCCUGUUACUCUGAUCAACUUCUGGCCGGUAGACUCUGCGCCUGCCUCGUCCCCUCAGCUUUCACACGAUGAUACUCAUUCACGCAUUGAACAUUAUGCUAGCAGGCUAGCAGAAAUGGAAAACAGCAGUGGAUCUUAUCUAAAUGAUAGCAUCUCUCCUAAUGAGAGCAUAGAUGAUGAACAUUUGUUAAUCCAGCAUUACUGCCAAAGUUUGAACCAGGACUCCCCCCUGAGCCAGCCUCGUAGUCCUGCCCAGAUCUUGAUUUCCUUAGAGAGUGAGGAAAGAGGGGAGCUAGAGAGAAUCCUAGCAGAUCUUGAGGAAGAAAACAGGAAUCUGCAGGCAGAAUAUGAUCGUCUCAAGGAACAGCAUGAACAUAAAGGCCUGUCCCCACUGCCGUCCCCUCCUGAGAUGAUGCCCACCUCGCCACAGAGUCCCCGGGAUGCUGAGCUCAUUGCUGAGGCCAAGCUACUGCGUCAACACAAAGGCCGCCUGGAAGCCAGGAUGCAAAUCCUGGAAGACCACAAUAAACAGCUGGAGUCCCAGUUACACAGGCUCAGGCAGCUGCUGGAGCAACCCCAGGCCGAGGCCAAGGUGAAUGGCACAACGGUGUCCUCUCCUUCUACCUCUCUCCAGAGGUCAGACAGCAGCCAGCCUAUGCUGCUCCGGGUGGUUGGCAGUCAAACUUCAGAAUCCAUGGGCGAGGAAGACCUUCUCAGUCCUCCCCAGGACUCAAGCACAGGGUUAGAGGAAGUGAUGGAGCAACUCAACAACUCCUUCCCUAGUUCAAGAGGAAGAAAUACCCCUGGGAAGCCAAUGAGAGAGGACACAAUGUAGGAAGCCUUUUCCACUUGGCAGAUGAUUUGGGCAGAGCGAUGGAGUCCUUAGUUUCAGUUAUGACAGAUGAAGAAGGGGCAGAAUAAAUGUUUUACAACUCCUGAUUCCCGCAUGGUUUUUAUAAUAUUCAUACAACCAAGAGGAUUAGACAGUAAGAGUUUACAAGAAAAAAAAUCUAUAUUUUUGUGAAGGGUAGUGGUACUAUACUGUAGAUUUCAGUAGUUUCUAAGUCUGUUAUUGUUUUGUUAACAAUGGCAGGUUUUACACGUCUAUGCAAUUGUACAAAAAGUUAUAAGAAAACUACAUGUAAAAUCUUGAUAGCUAAAUAACUUGCCAUUUCUUUAUAUGGAACGCAUUUUGGGUUGUUUAAAAAUUUAUAACAGUUAUAAAGAAAGAUUGUAAACUAAUGUGUGCUUUAUAAAAAAAAAGUUGUUUAUAAAAACCCCUAAAAACAAACACAUACCUACAUACACACACACACACACACACACACACAGACAAACACACAAACACAAACUGAGGCAGCGCAUUGUUUUGCAUCCUUUUAGCGUGGUAUCCAUAUGAAAUUCAUGGAUUUUUUUUUCUUUUCUUGCAUAUUAAAGAUAGGACUUCCUCUAAGACCACCAAAUGACUACUUCACAUAGCUCUGUUUGGAAUUGUUGACUGAGUGGGACUGGCCAUGGGUUUUCAUUUUACACAUCUAUAUGUCUAUCAGUAUGUAAGCACUGUAGGUAUAUAGGUAAAUAUAAAUUUCAAGAGACAUUUAAAAUUUCUCGUUCAACUGUUCUUGCCACUUCCUGAUGGAAAGAAAUUGCUUCUCAUCAUCCAGGCUCACCUGCUUGGUCUAGAAUGAAUCCUCCCUGGAACCUGAAGCCAGAAGGAAACUACCACACUAAAACAGUCUAGAGUUCCAGAUGUUUCUCAUUUUGAACUUUCCACUGACAACUAGAGUAUUGAAUUUUUUUAAGGGACAUAUGAAUGAAUACACAGGACUUACUAUGUCAGAGUAAUCCACUGGUUGAUACAUUCAGCUUCCUGCUGCUGACAGUGCCAGGGUUUAGAGUUAGUGAUGCUUUGACAAAAGAGCAUCUGAAGGCAUUUUUAACAACCAGGCAGGAGGGUUGUAGAUUCCCUCAGAGAGAGCAGACCACUCUUCAUGUAAAGGAUUGGAUGACUGUCCAUAACCUUACAGAGAGAGCUUUAUAAUUACAACGCAGUUAUUUUCUCACAGUGAAACAGCAGUGGGUGUCUUGGUUUUCCAGUUUUGUAAGAUUUUUUUUCCCAUUUCAGUGAGUUUGUAAAUGCCACAAGACUUAAUUUAAAAUAACCCUUGUGAAAAUGUGGAAGACAGUUGCCCCAUCACAUUAUGACACUGUUAAAUAUCCACCCAGACGCCCAGGACCCCUGCGUCCCUGUUAGCAUUUCUCUAUAAGUAACUCCAGGAGGUUUGUUGAUUGGGAACGCAAAUGGAUUCAAACGUUCCAAGAGGUACUCCAACCCCCUUUUUGGUGGAUUAGGCAGGUUAAAUAUAUAUAAGUAAACAAAUCAUUCAAAAAGAGGAGUACAGGCAAGAGGACUAACUGGUAGGAAAAAAGCUUUACUCUUUCGUCUUAUUAGUCUUUCACUUUUUUUAUCAUCCAUUCAAUAGAAAUCACCCUGUGAUCUUAUCAUUUUGCAAAUCUGUUACCUCUUACAUCAAGUGUAAUUAACUUUUGGAGAGUGGGUUUUGUUCCUUAUUUUACUAAUGAUAAUUAACAUCAAACAUGGCUUCUCAUGCUAUUUCUACCUCACUUUGGUUUUGGGGUGUUCCUAAUAAUUGUGCACACCUGAUUUCACAGCUUCACCACCUGUCCAUUGUGUGAACAUUUUCCUCCAUUUUCUUUUUACUUUAUAAUUUCCAAAAGAAAACCCAAAGCUCUAAGGUAACAAAUGACAUGAAGAUUUGAUUUUAAUCUUAGCAUUUUUUUUUCCUUUAUGUGACGCUGGACUUUUUCUUUACCUGAGGUUUUGUGUUUUUUUUUUUUUUUUUUUAACCAUGAUUUAAAACAAGGGGUUACUUUACUUCCUACUAAGAAGUUUAAGUUUCAUUCUAAAAUCAGAGGUAAAUAGAGUGCUUGAUUUUGUUUUAAUCUUUUUUUUUUUAUCUUUUAGACAUUAGUUCUGGAGUGAGUCUCAAAAUAUUUGAAUAAAAACUGAGAGCUUUAUUGCUACAUUUUACACAUUAAUUUGGAUAUUAUUUCAUGUUCCUUAUAACCACCGAGUAGUAAACUGUAAGUCAUAAUGUAACUGAAACAUAAACAUCACAUGGCAUGUUAUGUCAUUGUUUUCAGGUACUGGGUUCUUACUUGCGUAUCGUAAUAUAUUGUGUUUUAACACCAACACUGUAACAUUUACUAAUUAUUUUUUUAAAACUUCAGUUUUACUGCAUUUUCACAACAUAUCAGACUUCACCAAAUAUAUGCCUUACUAUUGUAUUAUAUUACUGCUUUACUGUGUAUUCUCAAUAAAGCACGCAGUUAUGUUACAAAAAAAA
Odocoileus virginianus texanus is the source of this 4482-nucleotide messenger RNA. The record is from RefSeq and is a predicted model, not a curated record. Lineage: Eukaryota; Metazoa; Chordata; Mammalia; Artiodactyla; Cervidae.